Messenger RNA from Plasmopara halstedii, 366 nucleotides. RefSeq lists its product as uncharacterized. The transcript has a single exon. The record is from RefSeq and is a predicted model, not a curated record. The coding region runs from base 1 to 366 and encodes 121 amino acids. Lineage: Eukaryota; Oomycota; Peronosporomycetes; Peronosporales; Peronosporaceae.
AUGGCUCCGGUUCCUCACUAUGUCAAGUCCGUUGCGCUGAAGAACACAACGUCGCAUCAUGUGAAAGUGGUGGCAACUUUUGGUUCGGAUGAGUUUGAGGCAAGUGGUAAGGCUAAGCUUAAAGAGAUACGCGAGUUGGCGCCAGGAGCAGAAACGACUAUUGAAGAGCACGAAUACGACAUGGACGGUUGGACUGCUACGGCAGCACUCUACUCGCUAGAAGUGGAACAUGCUACGGAUAGUGGAUUGCUAACGAAAUUGAACUACACGCCCAGUGUUGGCGGCAUCGUUGAUACGCUACACGUUGACAUUGGAUCGGAUGAAGGAGCCAAGAGUUUCAAAGUUGCAGCCGUGCGUGAAGCUUAA